Molecule: messenger RNA, 1353 nt
Organism: Aspergillus saccharolyticus JOP 1030-1
Lineage: Eukaryota; Fungi; Ascomycota; Eurotiomycetes; Eurotiales; Aspergillaceae
Product: mitochondrial 37S ribosomal protein uS10m
Exons: 5
Coding region: 38-910 (290 amino acids)
Biological process (GO): translation
Cellular component (GO): mitochondrion; ribosome; small ribosomal subunit
Molecular function (GO): structural constituent of ribosome
Source: RefSeq, a predicted model, not a curated record
CCGCCUCCUGGACAAAAAGGGCCGCGGAAAAUGUAGCAUGCUGCUAAUAUCCUCUGUCUUCGAUGUUUCGAGAACAUUGAUCAAACGUCGACUCAUGUCUCUGUUAUCUUGCCCACGUCUGCUCUCACGAGUAGGCCAACGACUACAGCCUCUUGUAUGGUCUCGACGCUCAAGUUCCUCGCUAUGGCCAGAUGAGACCGAUUCUUCCAGCGAUGAUCUACCGCGCGCCUCCAGCUUGACCAAAGACAAUCAAAAUCCCAGUCAAAUUACACAGCUAACUGAGUCGCCCAAGCUGCAAGCCAAAGAUUGGAUGCAGCGUUUGGAUGGCUUAAGUGGCAAGGCACGGUUGCCGCGAAGCGUACAAGCAGUGUAUCUGCGGCCGCUUCGUAGAAAAGCUGAGUACGGCCUUCCAGUAUGUGAUCUCCAAUUGAGGUCAUAUAAUGUUCGGAACGUCGAAUUCUUCGCAGAUUUCGCUGUACGAGCUGCGUAUUAUCUCGGACUUCCAGUUUCUGGGCCUGUACCUUUACCACGUAUUGUCGAGCGAUGGACCGUACCUCGGAGCAACUUCGUUCAUAAGAAGAGCCAAGAGAAUUUUGAGCGUAUAACACUUCGUCGGUUGAUCCAGAUCAAGGAUGGCAAUCCUCAGACCGUUCAAGCGUGGCUGGCUUUCUUGAGAAAGUAUGCUUUUCAUGGGGUUGGUAUGAAGGCUAACAUGUGGGAAUAUGAGAGUCUUGACGUUCCCAAGAAUCUUGAUAGAGCGGGUUUAGAAACGGAAAAGUCACUAGAAGGACUACUUUCACAGUUCGGCCAAAGACAGGAUACAAGGAUCAACGAUUCGCUUGCUGACCUUUUAAACAAGGAUCACCUGGUUACGACGAAAAGCCCCCUAGCAGAGGUUGGCAAGCGGUGAUUGCUCAGUGCUCCUUUUUCUAUAAGCUGCUCCUGUGUAAGAUCGGUAUCACUAGAGCCUUGCAUUUCUCUCUUACUCAGAACUGGCGAUCCUCAAGGCUCUUUCCAUCCCUUUUAUCGCGAUUUCAUUACUAGCUGUGCCUUAAAACAGCUUCUGCGAAGACAAAACAUAAUAUGUCUAGAGCCUGACAUUGAUCGUUCUUUGUCCAUUGUGCUUAUAUAUCUGUAGUUACUACCCACUUGACUUCCGGAGUAUAGCGGAGGUGUUUCAGCUUUAUAGGUUAGAUUUACUCAAGGAUGGUACUGGUCACCAACAAUAUGGUAUCUGUGGCGUAUGUCGUGCAUGGCGAUAUUUUGCCAUCCCGUCUGUGACCGCCUUUCUGGCCGAUCUAGCGGCGGAACUUCGCCUUGACUGAUCCUCGAUGUCUUCCAUCUUAAUCAACC